UGCACGAGACGAUGAUAGAUUGAGAAUAAAUAUUUGUAUCUUCCCCUGGGAAACCAUUAUGUGCUUUUUUGCCUCUCAUAACCAAACAGCCUCCUAACGCACACUCUAACCAAGAAUCAAGACGACCAAAGCCCUUUUCGUUGGGCACACCUACCAAUAUCACCCCCACCCUCAUCUCGUGAUAUCCCACCGGGCAGGGACAUACUCAUGGCGUCUGUUGAGCCAUCAGCCCCCGAGGCUCUCCAGCCCAUCUCAACAUCCUCACACGGCACUGCCCUCUGCAUCAUCCCGCCACGCGAUUUGUGGCCAUCCGUCGACCGGCUGAGGGCCCUCUACGACAAAGCACACAAAAAAUGGCCGCCGCACCUCAACCUCGUUUACCCCUUUGCCAAGGUCGAGAGCCUCGAGAGGGCGGCCGACGAGAUCGGUGCCGGCCUCGAGUCUUGGAGGCGGCAGACAGGAGACGACAGUAAGCCUAAGAUCCGGCUCGACUCCGCGGACGUCUUCCCCCACCGGCGGGACAACACCAUCUUCCGCUGUGACAGCGACGAGGACCGCAGGAGGGCGCUUCAGGAGACCCGGGCAACCGUGCUCGCGGCCCUGGGCCAGACGGACAGCGCCAGCCACCACCGGCUGCACAUGACGGUUGCGCAGAGCGACGACCUGGGGGCGAGCGCGCACAAGUUCCUCUAUGAAAAGGUCAAGCUGCUGCCAAAGAUGGAGUGGGAAGUCGACACCCUCCACAUCCUGGUGCGGGAGCGCACGACGCUCGAGAACGGCGCGUCGUCCAGCGUCAUGAAGGCCUGGGGCACCGUCGACCUCGGAACCGGCGCCGUGUCAAGAUUCCCGACGCCGCAGGGCUUUUACGAAGAGGACGCCCCUGGCGCCACGGAGGAGGAGGAGGAGAACGAUGCGAGCGUCGCACUGGGGGCGCGGCUGCCGCCGAGUCCGUCCUUCGCCUACGACGAGGACGCCAGGGUCUGGAAGAGGCGAUCCCCACGAGCCGCGCACGCGCAGCGGGUCGUGCCCCGGGAGCUCAGGGUAUCCAGCUACAACGUCCUAGCCGAGUUCCUCCACCCGCCCGCGCAGGACAGGUACCCUGCGCUGGUGCGCAAUAUAUUGUCGCGCCAAGGGUCGGCCGAAAUCCUCGUGCUGCAGGAGGUGACGGACGACUUCCUCGUCUACCUGCUACAGGAUGAGAGCGUACGCGCGGCGUACCCCUUCGUCUCGCACGGCCCGCCGUGCCAGGACGACCUGGAGCCGCUCCCCAGCUUCCUCAACAUGGUCGUCCUUAGCAGCUGGCCGUUCGAGUGGGAGGCGGUGCCGUUCGCGCGCCGGCACAAGGGCGCCAUCGUGGCCACGUUCCCGGGCUUGGCCCGGUGGGAGGACGGCGAGUGCCUCGCGCUCGCCGUGGCCGCCGUGCACCUCACGCACGGCCUGACCGACGGCGCCGUGGCGGCCAAGCGCGGCGAGCUGCAGCGCGUGCUGGCGCACCUGGCCGACACCUACGAGGGCCACCCCUGGGUCCUGGCCGGCGACUUCAACAUGACCACGUCGGCGCACACCGUCAGCGCCGCGCUGAAGAAGGGCGACAUCUCGUCCCAGACGGCCGCGUACCUCGCCGGCUUCGACACCAUGCUCGACCAGGCCGGGCUCGUCGACACGUGGGCCGCCUCGGGCGGCGGUGCCGGGAGCGGCGGCCACGACGCCGACGAGGCCGGCGCGACCUUCGAUCCGAGCCUCAACAAGCUCGCGGGCCAGAUGGUCGGCAACGGCCUCGGCAACAGGCCGCAGCGCUACGACCGGAUCCUCUUCAGGGGCGAGGGCAUGCUGGACGUCGCGGGCUUCAACAUGUUCGGCCUGGUCGACGAGGCGGCGGCAGCCCAGACGAGCGAUGGGGCGGCCGAGAGGGCGGUGUACGGAAGCGACCACUGGGGCAUCAGGUGCUCGCUGAGGCUUGAGGCAGGCAUGGCGUCGGGCGACGCGACAACCAGCGAGAUCUCUAGCCUGGUCGUCGCGGUCGAGCCCAGGAAGGCCUCGGGCGCGCUGGAGGACGUGCAGUUGUUGCGCGACUCCCUCUCCGCCCUCGGCGCCUUCCCGACAGAAGACGAGGCCGCCCGUCGCCAGGAGGCCUUUGAGCUCCUCAGGGACCUGAUAUUAGAGAAUCCAACGGGCACCGAGGUCACCGACGGCGCCUCCGCAGCCGCGCGCCCGAGGCCGCCCCUCGUCGUGACCUCCGUCGGGUCCUACGGGCUCGGCGUGUGGACGCCGUCGUCGGACAUCGACGUCAUGUGCAUCGGGCCCUACAGCUCCGCCGUCUUCAUGGCGCUGGCCGUGCAGCGGAUCCGCAAGGCCGGCGCGCGCGGCUUCAAGCUCGUGCGGCGGGUGAGGGCCAACACGGGCACCAUGCUCGAGCUCGAGGUGCAGGGGGUCAAGAUGGACCUGCAGUACUGCGCGGCCACGUCGGUGGCCGAGGGCUGGCCCGCCGUCCUGGACCGGCCCGCCUCGGACCCCGUCUUCUCGCUGCCGGCCCAGACGCUCGGCAAGCUCAAGGCCGCCCGCGACCUCGACUACCUCCGCCGCUCCCUGCCGGACCUGGCAAAGUUCCGCCUCGCCCACCGCGCCGUCAGGACCUGGGCCCGCACGCGCGGAAUCUACUCAGUCCGCUUCGGCUACCUGGGCGGCAUCCAGAUCUCGGUCCUGCUCGCGCGCGUUUGCAAGUCGCUCGCCCGCGACGCCGGGCCGGGCCUGUCCGUCGCCGACAUCCUCGUCACUUUUUUCCACCACUACGCCGCCUUCGACUGGCAGCAGAACCUGGCCUUCGACCCCUUCUUCCACAACAAGAAGCUGAGCUACCACCGCACCUUCCGCGAGCCGCUCGCCAUCCUGGGCUUCUUCCCGCCCAUGCUCAACACCUCCCACGCGGCCACGAUCCCCUCCGUCCGCGCCAUGGCCGGCGAGUUCCGCCGCGCCGCCGCCUUGCUCGCCAGCGAGGACGUGACAUGGGACGCCUUCUUCCGCGGCGGCGGCCCGACGACCGUCCCCGGGCCCCUGUCGGCGACCCUCCCGAGCGGCGCGGCCGACUUCCUGGCCUCGUACAAGUCGUUCGUCAAGCUCGAGCUGAGCUACUGGGGCAUAUCGCUCCCAAGAGGUGCACAGUUCGUCGGCUGGUUCGAGUCGCGAUGCCCGCUUAUCCUCGUGGACGUCUCCCGGCGGCUGCCCAACGUACUCGCGCGCAUGUGGCCGGAGCGUUUCGUCGACGCCGCCGCCGCCGCCGCCUCGGCAGGCGACGGCCAAGAGUCGGACCGCGAGUACCAAGGCUGCUAUCUCGUCGGACUCGAGCAUCAGCAGCAGCAAGAUUCAGAAGGCGGCACCCCGUCCAAGGAAGACCAGCGGGCCGCGGGCGGCACGCUACAGUCCCUGCUGCAGCGGUUCGAGGAGCUAAUCCGCGGCGACGCCAAGUACUACGACUCCAACUGCAUGUGGAUGAGCGCCUCGGUGGUGCGGCGGGACGACCUCGGCGGCCUGGCCGUCGACGGCCGCGAGUGGGGCGAGUUCACGGCCGGGGACGACGAGGAGGACGAGGAGGACGAGGACGAGGACACCGACCGGGACGGCGACGACGACUCGCUGGAAGACGACCUGGCCGCGCUCUCCGUCUCGAGGAAGGAGAGGAAGAAGAAGAAGGGACGCAAGGUCAGGGACGCGGCCUCGAGCUCGGCCUCUAGGCCGGGCGGCAGCGGCGCCAAGUUCCGGGCCGCGGCUGACGUCAUCAGCCGCCUGCGUUGGGACCCGUCGCUGGACAGCAGCGACUACAUUGUCGGGUACGAGGAUCGGUUCAAGGGCGCCAUGGAGAGGUCGCUCGACGCGUGGAAGUCGGAGCAGACGGACGAGGAGUUCAUCCCGCAGCACCGCAUUCUCUACUUCAAGAGGAGAAGCGACGGCGUCAUCGUUUGGGAACGGCGCACUCGCAAGGACGAACUGUUUGGUAGCGGGUGACCUUUUUGACUGUACAAGUUCAUCACAGCCCGAAUUAUUACGUAUUUAUUGCGCCG
Molecule: messenger RNA, 4055 nt
Organism: Gaeumannomyces tritici R3-111a-1
Lineage: Eukaryota; Fungi; Ascomycota; Sordariomycetes; Magnaporthales; Magnaporthaceae
Exons: 1
Coding region: 208-3999 (1263 amino acids)
Cellular component (GO): nucleus
Molecular function (GO): poly(A) RNA polymerase activity; RNA binding
Source: RefSeq, a predicted model, not a curated record